CGGACCCACCCGGGCGCGGAGGCGCCAGGGCGCCCAGACGACGGCGAGAUGACUGCCGGCAGCCCCGGAGACCGCGUGGAGGUGCGGAGGAGCCCCGAGGGCCGCGUCUCUCGCCUGGGCCGCCGCCUGGGCCGCCGCAGGCGCCCGCGCUCCCCGCCGGAGCCUCUGCGGGUGCGGGCGCGGCUGAGGCUGCGCUCGCCGUCGGGGGCGUUCGCCGCGCUGGGGGCGCUCGUGGUACUGGUGGGCAUGGGCAUCGCAGUGGCAGGCUACUGGCCGCACCGGGCUGGGGCCCCAGGGCCCCGGGCUGCCAAUGCCAGCGCGCCCCCCGUGAGCGAGCUGCGACGCGAGGGUCGCGGUGCUGGUCGGGCCCACGGCCCGCACGAGCGGCUGCGGCUCCUUGGGCCCGUGGUCAUGGGCGUCGGCCUGUUCGUGUUCAUCUGUGCCAACACGCUUCUCUACGAAAAUCGUGACUUGGAGACGAAACGGCUUCGCCAGGGUGUACUGCGGGCUCAGGCGCUCCGGCCCCCCGAAGGCCCUGGCUGGGAUUUUGCUCUCCUCCCCAGCCCCAGCCCAAGGACUCCCCGAGCCAUAGGCUGUGCGGAACCAGAAAGUUGGGACCUAUCCCCACGUCGGGGUACCUCACCUGUCCCAUCAGUGCGGAGUCUGCGUUCUGAACCUGCUAAUCCUCGUUUGGGGUUACCUGCCCUGCUCAACAGUUACCCGCUGAAGGGCCCGGGGCUGCCCUCCCCUUGGGGUCCACGGACCCAGACUGGCCAUGUGAUUAUCACCGUGCAGCCUUCUGGUUCCUGCAUUGAACACUCCAAGUCUCUGGAUCUGGGCCUUGGAGAGCUCCUGCUUGGGGCCCCAGCUACACGGGACUGUGCUCACCGAAGCUGGCCUCGGCUGGAUCGCCUCAGUCCGGAGGGUUAUGCCAAGUUGGGAGGGGGAGGGGACUUGGGGGCUCGGGUUUGAGGAGCAGGGGAUAGACGGCUAUGAGGCUGCAGCAUGGACCAUGGUAACAGGACCAGGAGUCCCAAUGUCUAGCAGAUGUUUUGAUCAUAUCCCAGCCUGGGGAGUGGAUGCUCUGGCCCCAGCAGCUGAUAAAGGCAUCCUGACUUGCAUGUCAGCAGAGAAAUGCCAACUGCACAAGGGUUCAAUAAGCUGAAAUGUGUUUUACCGUGGAUUCUGGAGACCAGCAUGACUCGGCCUCAGGAAUUCCUUCAGCCUACAAAGUGGCCUUAGCCCUGAACAGGUACCUUCAGGGGGCUGGAGGCUCAGGCCAGGGCAAC
Pteronotus mesoamericanus is the source of this 1289-nucleotide messenger RNA. RefSeq names its product transmembrane protein 200B (gene TMEM200B). Lineage: Eukaryota; Metazoa; Chordata; Mammalia; Chiroptera; Mormoopidae. The record is from RefSeq and is a predicted model, not a curated record. The coding region runs from base 49 to 972 and encodes 307 amino acids. The transcript has 2 exons.